Molecule: messenger RNA, 1777 nt
Organism: Pseudopipra pipra
Lineage: Eukaryota; Metazoa; Chordata; Aves; Passeriformes; Pipridae
Gene: TEKT3
Product: tektin 3
Exons: 8
Coding region: 218-1702 (494 amino acids)
Biological process (GO): cilium assembly; cilium movement involved in cell motility
Cellular component (GO): sperm flagellum; nucleus; microtubule cytoskeleton
Source: RefSeq, a predicted model, not a curated record
GCAACAGUGCCCUGGCCCUGUGGUGCCAGCACACUGGGGCUGGGGCAGAGCCAGGCAGUGCCACCACCAAGCGCAGCACCACAGCGAUGAGGAGCAGCACCCCCACACCCCCAAACCCCUGAGCACAGCCACACUCACAGCUACAGGGGAGCCUGUGCUUCCACUGGGAGGGGAGGACCAGCAAAGCAGGACACGUCCCUGACAGCAGCAUUCCACAAUGGAGCUCUACGGCUAUCCCUUAAAAGCAAAGUUUACCUAUCCAAAACCACCCCCCAGCAAGAUCCUGCCUGCCACCAGCACAGUGGCUGCAAGCUACAAGAACCGGAUUCCUUACCAGCCGGAGAGCAUCAGCCUCCCCUGGAUGCCCAACGCCUACUACAAAGCAGCUGCCCUCAACCCAACUCUGGCUCCCCUUUCCGAAAGCUUCCCAGGGUUACCCCCCACCAAGAUAAUUCCCUUCAUUUCCGAGAGGCCGGACGGUGUCUUCACCCGGCACACCCUCGACGACUGGCACAGGUCCAACAUGACCAACUACAAGGAGUCGGAGACCACGCGGCACAACGCGGAGCGCCUGAGGGCCGACCUCAACCGCACCAUCAAGGACGUGUACCAGCAGGCCAAGAGGACCCAGGGGGAGAGCACCAAGAACCUGGGAGAACGUGUCAAUGACAUAGAGUAUUGGAAGUCGGAGCUCUGCCUCGAGCUGGAUGCCAUGAUCAGGGAGACCAACUCCCUGACAGACAUGCAGAAGCGGCUGGAGAGAGCCUUGGCCGACACCGAGGGCCCCUUCCAGGUCGCUCACAAGUGCUUGCUUAACCGGGAGAAGAGGAUGGGCAUCGACCUAGUCCAUGACGACGUGGAGAAACAGCUCAUCACAGAAAUCAAGAUCAUCAGGUCCGUCCGGGAGAGGCUCCAGCAGUGCCUGAGCACCGUGAAUGCCCAGCUCAUGUGCAACAAGGAGGCCCGGCAGGAGCUGGAGAAGGACCUGGCUGACAAGCAGAUGGGCCAUCACAUCGACAACAAGUGCUACCAGCUGAAGAACACCUCCAGAGGCAUCCACUACUACCGAGGGGUGGAGCGGAUCGAUGCCACGAUCUCGGUGCCGGAGACGUGGGCCAGGUUCACGGACAACAACAUCUUCCGCUCCCAGAGCCAGCGGGCGACCUCGGCCAAGCUGCGGGCGAGCACGGAGAGCGUCCUCAUGGGCACGGCCGACGAGAUGUGGCGCCAGUUCAGCAAGGUCAACGACGCCUUCACCAGCCGCAUCACCGAGACCGCCAACGCCAAGAGCAAGAUCCAGACCCACCUGGCCAAGACACGGCAGGAAAUCUUCCAGAUCGAGACGAAGAUACAAGUCAUCCAAAAAACCAUAAAGGACAAAGAGGUUCAGUUGAAAGUGGCUCAGACCCGGCUGGAUGAGCGCACGAGGAGACCAAACGUGGAGCUGUGCCGGGACACUGCCCAGAUCCGCCUUGUCCAAGAGGUCAAUGAAAUCAAUGAGACACUCAGGAACCUUCACCAGUGCCUCCGAGCCUCCGAGGACAUGCUGCAAAUGCUGGUCCGUUCCAAGGCUGUCUUGGAGCACGACCUGGUCAUCAAGAACAACUCGCUCUUCAUCGACCAGGAGAGGUGCAUGGGGAUGCGCAAGACCUAUCCCAGCACCGUGCAGAUCCUGGGAUAUGUCUCAGCAGGGCUCACCUGAACACAGGGAGUAUCUGCCGGGGGACACAUUCCCAGUUUUGUUACGGUUCUUUGCAAAUAGAUUGUUACGAUUUCA